Anastrepha ludens (Mexican fruit fly) is the source of this 4449-nucleotide messenger RNA. It is a transcript of the gene ewg, whose product is annotated as DNA-binding protein Ewg. Gene Ontology annotation, biological process: regulation of transcription by RNA polymerase II. The coding region runs from base 431 to 3001 and encodes 856 amino acids. The record is from RefSeq and is a predicted model, not a curated record. Gene Ontology annotation, molecular function: RNA polymerase II cis-regulatory region sequence-specific DNA binding; DNA-binding transcription factor activity, RNA polymerase II-specific. Gene Ontology annotation, cellular component: nucleus. The transcript is spliced from 7 exons. Lineage: Eukaryota; Metazoa; Arthropoda; Insecta; Diptera; Tephritidae.
AGCCCCAAUCGCCCGUCUUGCUGUGGCGUAUUUUUGUGGGGUUCGUUCUGUCGUGUCUUCGGGCAAUUUUCUGAAUAAAAAUUUUCAUCUGCUCGGAAAUGUUGGCUUUUCUAGUUGAAAAAGUGAAAAAAUUGUGCAAAUCGUGCCAAAACUUAUGAAAAUGUUAAGUACAAUGUGAGCGUGGUGCAGUGCAGUGACUUGAAAUGUAAUACGUUGAAUAAACCCACAAUAUAUUGUCAACAUAAUUUACACGCAGGUCUUCAAAUAACUAACUCUUCCGUGGAGAGGCAGUGCUCAAAUGCUACUCUUUUUGUAGUCACUUUGAGAAGCACUGUAAACUUAACCAAAGAUUGGGCCCUGUGCCCAGCAUAAAAUAAUAAUAUAAUAUUAAAUAUAUUUAAGAAUAAUAAUUGAAUAAGUUAAGAAUAACAUGAAUGUGACCACAGUUUCCACCGGCACGAGUACUGGUACCAUUAAUGCUACACAACAAACAACAAAAACAUAUAAAAUCGAAAUGUUGGAUGAUGGUCAGUUGAGCAUGGCGUCAGAUGAUGACGACGAUGAUUUAAUUAAUAGCGAUGACAGUCUUUAUGAUGAUGCCGAUCUGGCACAUAUAACCGUACAAGAUGAUGUGGCAAAUCAAUUGGCAGCAGCUGGUCCCGUAGGUGUGGCAGCUGCAGCGGCCAUUGCAUCUUCGAAGAAACGAAAACGUGCACAUUCAUUCGAAACGAAUCCAUCGGUGCGAAAGCGACAGCAAAAUCGCUUAUUGCGCAAACUCCGCGGCAUCAUCUAUGAGUUCACCGGUCGGGUGGGCAAGCAAGCAGUUGUCUUAGUGGCGACACCUGGCAAACCAAAUACAAGUUACAAAGUGUUUGGUGCCAAGCCAUUAGAGGAUGUAGUGCGUAAUCUCAAGAAUAUUGUGAUGGACGAAUUAGAGAAUGCAUUGGCACAACAAGCGCCUCCACCACCGCAGGAGGAUCCAUCACUCUUUGAGCUACCCCCGCUUAUUAUCGAUGGCAUACCGACACCGGUGGAGAAAAUGACUCAGGCACAACUGCGCGCUUUUAUUCCUUUGAUGUUAAAGUACUCGACAGGACGCGGUAAACCCGGUUGGGGGCGUGAAUCGACUCGACCUCCUUGGUGGCCAAAAGAAUUGCCCUGGGCAAAUGUACGCAUGGAUGCACGUUCGGAAGAUGACAAGCAGAAGGUGAGAAUCAGCUGGACUCAUGCACUGCGAAAAAUCGUCAUCAAUUGCUAUAAAUAUCAUGGACGGGAGGACCUCUUGCCAACUUUCGCCGAUGAUGAUGAUAAGAUUGAAAUGCUAGAUGGCGAGGAGGACGAUGAAAUGGAUGAGCAUAAAUUAACGUCGACAACAACUGUGCAAACGGUAGCUAAUGCUGCAACGAAUACAACAAAUCAAGUGAACGUAGUAAAGAUCAACAGCGCCGGCACGGUGAUCUCCACACAUACGGCCAGCGCACAAACGCAAGGCAACACGGUGCCGACAAUCAUUCAGAGCACCAAUAACCAACACAUAACAACCACCGCAACACUCCCGGCAUCGACUAAGAUUGAAAUUUGCACAGCACCUGUCCAAACGACCAGUCAGGCAUCACAGGUAGCACAGCAAACGAAUGCCGUACAGAGUAUUGCAAACGCGCAGGUUUGCAUCGAACCGCUGACUUUGGGCGAUGUUGAUUAUACCACGCAAACAGUGCUAUCGACAAUACAGAAUGCUGACGGCACAGUGUCUCUCAUACAAGUGGAUCCAAAUAAUCCAAUAAUCACUCUACCCGACGGUACAACGGCUCAGGUGCAAGGCGUGGCCACACUGCAUCAAGGUGACGGUGGUGCUACUAUACAAACUGUACAGAGUUUGGGUGAUGUCAACGGCCAUGAGAAUAUGACUGUUGAUCUGACCGAGGCGACCGUGGCUCAGGAUGGUCAAAUAUAUAUAACUGCUGAAGAUGGGCAAGGUUAUCCCGUAUCGGUGAGCAAUAUGAUAACAGUACCAGUUUCCGCUUCCAUGUACCAAUCCAUGAUGGCCAACAUACAACAGAUUCACACGAAUGGUGACGGCACAGUGUGCAUCACUCCAAUGCAGGUAGAUUCUCAUGCUAAUAGUAGCAAUAGUAGAAGCAACAAUAACAACACCAAUAAUACCAACAAUAGUAGAAAUCACUAUCAGUGUUACACUUUAACAGCAGCGCCGGGUGGGCUGGGUGCGCGCUUAAUUGCAACAGCUCCAACUGCAGCCUUGCCAACGACUGUAAAUCAAAGCCAAACAAAUAUAGCCAAUAAUAAUGCGACAAGUUGCCAAAUAUUUAAUCAACCUAAUUUAAGUAAUAAUACAUCUAGUCAAAGCAGCCGCGCCGACCACAAUCACAACCAGCACCACCAGCACGCGCAUCAACAACGGCAACAACAACACCAACAACAAUUGCAGGCCAUCCCAACUGCAGCGAAAAUAUUCAUCAAUGCCGCUAGCUUUGCCGCCAUAAACAACAACAACUCUAUCAAUACAAAUAAUAACAAUAAAUUCGGGAAUAUAACUACAGCAGCUGCUGUAGUGCCUCUGUCAUUGCCAAUUAUGGUAGCCACAUCUGGUGUUUCCGUAGCAACCGGUAGUGCAAGUGCCAGUGGCAACGACACUGCCGGAGUAGGGUCGAGUGGAGAUGGGGAUGUGGUGAACAAAAAAUUCACUAAAACACCAGCCACUUCGACGAUCGGUAAGAGGGCCAUACACAAGCGCCGUAAACAAACUUUCGGCAAAGUGCUGCCCGUUAAACUCGAAAAUAAUGGUAACUCUAACGGCGAAACGAUACCACCGUCAAAUAUAGAGUUUAUAGACUGUGAAGCAAUCAGACAGGCAACAAGCGGUGCGAGUGAAAUUGCAGCGGAUGCUGGAGCUGGUGCUGGUGAUGGAAGAGGCUCAGAGGCAAAUACAGGCACUUCGGGAGUGCCUAGAAAAAUUAUAAAAAUAGAAAAUUUAGAGAACUAAUAAGAAAUAGAGAGUGAGAGAGAGAGAGAGAAAGAGGGAGAGAGGAAUAGAGUAAGAAAGAAACAAACACACGCACACACACGCUGUAGUUACAUAAAUGCAAUUGAUUUUUGUAGUUGCAUAACUUAGCCAAAUGCACCCCACGUUUCAUACACUUACAACCCAACGGUGUUUUUCAAGUGUUUGCAGGCAUACAAAGAAAAAAGCAUACAAUUUGUAUCUAGUCAACAUACAUAUAAUAUAUAAUACAUAUAUAUACAUAUAUAUGUAUAUAUUAUAAUAACCAAAUUACAAACGCUGAAUAGACGCACAUAAAAAUGUAUAAAUUUAACGUUGAUAUAAAAUGAUGGACAGUGGAUAAUAUAUAUUAGUUAAACCGUUAAGUGCCUUUGAAUGUGAAAUGUGAAACAUAGCGCAGUGAAUUUCACUAUUUGGCGACCAGGUUUCAGCUCCAGCUGCGAAAUAUAGCAAUUUGAAAUUCGAAAUUUGAAAUUCGCUAUGAAUAUGAGAAAUCUGAAAUCGGUCUUAAAUAAUUCACUUCUAAUUUUAAUGUUUGUGAACCGUACUUGCCAUUGUUGUUUAAUUUUGUUUGUUAAUUAUAUUUUUGCUUGUUUACAAUGUAGUUCAAUUUAAUUUACAUUUGUAAUUAUACAUAAAUUUCGCAUUUCAUAAAUUUAUUUGCAACUUUACGUUUUUUUUCCUAAUUAUAGUUUAUUAUAUUGCAAUGUAUACAUAUACAUAUGCUUGUAAGUAUAGGUAUACACACAUAUACUUAUACACUCAUAUUAAUCCAAUUGGUAGAUUUUUAUGUUAAGUUGUUUUACGUAAAGUGUUUACGUUUAAUUUUUAAUUGAUAACCAAAGUUGAUGUAACGAACCCACAUUGAAAUGAAGAAUUCGAAAUGUUCCUAGCAUAAAAAUAACAUAAAAUUAAAAUAACGAAUUGAUCAUCAAAGAGCCCACUUGCUAAUGCGAAACAAAACCAAAAAUUAAUUAUUUAGUUUAUAAUUAUAUUCUACACACGCAUAGAUGUAUACACACACACACACAUAUGUGUAUGCCAUAUUUUAAAUAUGUUUUCCAACAGCACAAAUGUUAGAAAAAUUUAGGUCGUUGAGCUUUGUAAUCGAAAUAGUCAACAUUUUGAAAAAAAACAAACCAUUUAAAAUCGGGUAAAUAUAGAGAGCAAAGUUUAUUUCUUUGAAUGAUUUCUGGAUACAAAUAAUAGAGACCUACAAUUAAAUUAUGCAUAUCUAGCCGAUCGAUUUUUUUUGCCAUAAUUUUAUUGCGAUUAUUUACAUAAAACUGUAGUGAAUAGUUUACACCUUCGAAGUUCUUUGUUAAAAUUUUCCCCCUUUAAUUGGAAACUACUAUAAUCCAUUAUACAUUGGUUGCAAGCUCUUAACGACCUACUUUAAGUGCAAUUGUAUAAAAAUUUUAUUUAUUUUU